Messenger RNA from Suillus bovinus, 796 nucleotides. RefSeq lists its product as uncharacterized. Bases 486 to 740 code for a protein of 84 amino acids. The transcript has a single exon. NCBI's taxonomy places the organism in Eukaryota, Fungi, Basidiomycota, Agaricomycetes, Boletales, Suillaceae. The record is from RefSeq and is a predicted model, not a curated record.
CCGACAAUCAAUCAAUCAUAUCAAGUGGAAACCAGGCCAUCAUCACUCCAGUUCAGAAGCUGACUCACAUUUCCCCGAGGGUCUAGCCAAAUCAUGAAUUCCCAUACUCGUGUGUUGGAGGUGUGACAACUCGAAGGUUUUUUUAUUCGGUUCUCCACUGCUUCCGAGUCCACAAGUUAACGUCCUAGGCCAGCGAAGCUCUCUGAGCAGCAGACACCAUCUCCUCCGAGGACCUUUCGUUCUUCGGCAUGGUUUCCCUGGUUUCAGACUACCCCACACCAAGGCCGUAAGUCUAAGACUUUUAUGAACUAUACCCCGCUCCGAGUGGCUCGCAGUCUAAUCGCCGAUAGCGCCGCCUCGUGCUCUUAUAUUCAUAGCUUUACCCCACUGCUAUCGGGACUCCGCGUCAUGGGCGCGUAUUAGUGGUGUUUCGAAUCGCUGCAAGGAUAUUCCGUUACUUUAUUACCUACACACUUUAGUGGAGUAUGUCGACGAAAAGGCAACAUUCACAAAGGAUCGCAGGAACAGGCACGUCCAGCGUUUCUUUCAUCUACUCGACACUCUUACUGGUCUCGCCCAUAACUAUUCUCGGUCAGCCUAUCAAACGCGCAUUCUCAUCGGUAUUUAGAUUUCCGCUGCACCCGGGCUUCACAUUCAAAGCGCUAGUCUACACAUUCAUUCGCGGGAAUGUUGAUCGAUUUGCUUGUUCUUGUUCUAUGUUUGUGCUAAUGAGUCUAUGAUCCGGGUCAGGUUUCGAUAUCGACCGCGGACAAGGUCACCGGCUUCCGACACUGCA